AUGCAUAGUUCCAUCGAACGCAUCCAGUGGCUAGAUAGCCUUCGCGGCAUAGCAGCGCUCAUAGUGGCUGUUGACCAUCUUUUCAUGGGAUGCAUCGAGGCUCCGUUCAGGUCUUACUGGGCAGAGCCGGUGGCCGAUAACCGACACUUUUAUCAGCUUCCACCCAUAUCCAUCAUCUUUGCCGCAAAAUCCAUGGUAGCCCUUUUCAUGGUCCUGUCGGGAUAUUCCAUAUCCGUGUCUCUUGUCCAGACCAGAAAUGAGGCCACAAUAUCUCGAUUUUACCAAAAGCUCGCCUCUGCAGCCUUUCGAAGGGUAUUUCGACUCUACAUCCCCGUCUUCAUCAUGGCCACGGUGGCUCAAAUUGCAUUAUACCUGGGACUAUACCAUUGGUGGUGGCCUCAACUUGAUAAGAUUGGCGUUGUCCCUUGGGGCUCACCGGUAUUGCACUUCAGAUACUACCUCGCAUACCUGGUGGACAGCCUAAACAUUCUCGAUAUCUCCCCAAACCCAGGCCUAAAUGAUCAGCUUUGGACAAUUCCUCGCGAGCUACGCGGCUCUUUUUGCGUUUACCUAACUAUCCUCGCGCUUUCCGGCAUUAAUCACAAUAAGAGGAUAUGUAUUGUCCUUUUAAUCUUGCUGCAUACACUCUGGCACGGUAAUUGGGAUAUCUUUGGCUUUUACUCCGGCCUCUUGAUUGCAGAGGCGACAAAUCACCCAGGAAACCACCAAAUUCCACUGCAUUCGGCUAAAGAUAUUCCAGCACCUAUCAUUGAGCGCAAGCUAUCGAAUCGUAAAUCCGAUGGUUCUCUGUAUGCCUGGUCCUCCCGGUCUCAUAGCAGAGUCUUCAAGAAGCUUUUUCUAUCCGUGCUCUCAUUUUGGUUGCUUUGUCAACCGUUUGAGGAAUCCUGGCCUCCGGGUUACCAAUUUCUCCAGAACCUUGUUCCGCCACCCUGGCGUGGUCGCCACUGGGAGUACACAAAAUUCAGCAUCAGUACUAUUGGUUCAGUCGGUCUCGUCAUACUGAUCAACGACACGCCUGUCCUCCAAAGGCUUCUCAGUGCACGCCCGCUCGAGUUUCUCGGAGAGGCAUCCUUCUCUCUGUAUCUGGUACACGUUAUUUACUACCGCUGCUUCCGGAACCCUGUCAUGAACUUUACGUACGCUCUCUUCACGGGGAAUCGCUUCUGGGUAGACGGGAUUGCGCCGGAGCCACUUCCGGAGUACAUCACGUGGUGGGUUUGUGGCCUUGUAAUGAUACCAUCCUCACUACUCAUGGCAACAUAUGUUGCCAGGCAUGUUGACAAGAGGUCAGCUUGGUGGGCACAUGCCAUCUUGAAAUGGAUGAGCUGA
Molecule: messenger RNA, 1350 nt
Organism: Pestalotiopsis fici W106-1
Lineage: Eukaryota; Fungi; Ascomycota; Sordariomycetes; Amphisphaeriales; Sporocadaceae
Exons: 2
Coding region: 1-1350 (449 amino acids)
Biological process (GO): polysaccharide biosynthetic process
Cellular component (GO): membrane
Molecular function (GO): acyltransferase activity, transferring groups other than amino-acyl groups
Source: RefSeq, a predicted model, not a curated record